This is a messenger RNA of Python bivittatus (Burmese python), 557 nucleotides long. RefSeq names its product RNA polymerase II, I and III subunit F (gene POLR2F). Gene Ontology annotation, molecular function: DNA binding. Gene Ontology annotation, biological process: transcription by RNA polymerase I; transcription by RNA polymerase II; tRNA transcription by RNA polymerase III. Gene Ontology annotation, cellular component: nucleus; RNA polymerase II, core complex; RNA polymerase I complex. The record is from RefSeq and is a predicted model, not a curated record. Lineage: Eukaryota; Metazoa; Chordata; Lepidosauria; Squamata; Pythonidae.
UCUCUUGCGUGUCUGCUGGUGGGAACAUCCUCGGGCUCUUCACGCGCCCCGUGGGAGUCUGCACUGAACGAGGGAAGGCCUCAGCAUGUCGGACAACGAGGAUAAUUUUGAUGGAGAUGAUUUUGAUGAUGUGGAAGAAGAUGAAGGACUUGAUGAUCUGGAAAAUGUUGAGGAGGAGGGUCAGGAAAAUGUGGAAAUCUUGCCAUCUGGAGAGCGACAACAGGCAAAUCAAAAGCGGAUCACUACUCCUUACAUGACCAAAUACGAGCGGGCCAGAGUUCUUGGUACCCGUGCCCUCCAGAUAGCCAUGUGUGCCCCAGUGAUGGUAGAGCUUGAAGGAGAAACAGAUCCCUUGCUGAUUGCAAUGAAAGAACUAAAAGCUCGGAAGAUUCCUAUAAUUAUCCGCAGGUACCUUCCAGACGGAAGUUAUGAAGACUGGGGUGUAGAUGAACUAAUUAUCACAGAUUAAAUCUCUUCUUUUCUGUGCUCCAACUCCAAUUUUUAUGGAAUACACACAUGUAUAUAUAGUUUUUGUGUAAAUAAAUACUAAAAUCCCA